GAGAGGAAGUUUGUUGGGGGCUCUGGCCAGAUCAGUGAGAAAAUAAUGGAGCGCCUGGGAGGCCGGGUGAAGCUGAGGAAGCCCGUCGUCCGCAUCGACCAGUCGGGUGAAAAUGUCAUAGUGGAAACCUUAGAUCAUGAACUAUAUGAGGGCAAGUAUGUGAUCAGUGCCAUUCCCCCAGCUCUUGGUUUGAAGAUUCAUUUCAACCCACCUUUGCCCUCAAUGAGAAACCAGCUCAUCAACCGAAUCCCCAUGGGCUCAGUCAUCAAGUGCAUUGUGUACUAUAAGGAAACUUUCUGGAGGAAGAAGGGGUAUUGUGGUACCAUGAUCAUUGAAGAUGAAGAUGCUGCAAUUGGUUUAACCCUUGACGAUACUAAGCCUGAUGGCAGUUUUCCUGCCAUAAUAGGCUUCAUUCUUGCUCGGAAGUGUAGAAGACUGACAGGUCUCACAAAAGAAGAAAGGAAGACGAGGCUGUGUGAGCUCUAUGCAAAGGUGCUGGGAUCAGAGGAAGCUUUACAUCCAGUGCAUUAUGAAGAGAAGAACUGGUGUGAAGAACAGUAUUCUGGGGGCUGCUACACAGCCUACUUCCCACCAGGCAUAAUGACUCAAUAUGGAAGGAUUAUUCGGCAGCCCGUUGGCAGGAUCUAUUUUGCUGGCACAGAGACAGCCACAGAGUGGAGUGGAUACAUGGAGGGGGCUGUACAGGCUGGAGAAAGAGCAGCCAGAGAGAUACUGUUUGCUAUGAGGAAAAUCCCAGACAGUGAAAUUUGGAAGCCAGAACCUGAAUCAAUUGAUGUUCCAGCUCUGCCCAUCGCUACAACCUUCUGGGAGAGGAACUUGCCGUCUGUGCCGGGACUGCUAAAGCUAAUGGCAUUUUCCACUUUCUGCACCGCUGUGGCUGCAGCUGGGUUAUUUGCCUACAAAAAGGGACUUCUAGUUCGAAACUGAAAAAGGUGCCAAUGCAAAGCCUCACACUUGAGUGGUUUUCUUUUUUUCAGGAGAUUUUUUUUGGCAUGUACUUCCCUGUCUCCAAAAUCAGAUCAGGACUGGGGAAGAGGAGAAAACAGUAGUGAGAAGAGGCUGGAGGGGAGGGAUAAAGGAAGGGGAUCCAUGUUGAAAAAGAGCCCCUUGAAUCCAGGCCUACUUCUAGCAGUAACCUUUUGGUUGCUGAAUUUC
Messenger RNA from Phaethon lepturus (White-tailed tropicbird), 1176 nucleotides. RefSeq names its product amine oxidase [flavin-containing] B-like. Gene Ontology annotation, molecular function: oxidoreductase activity. The record is from RefSeq and is a predicted model, not a curated record. The annotation marks the transcript as partial. Lineage: Eukaryota; Metazoa; Chordata; Aves; Phaethontiformes; Phaethontidae. The transcript has 9 exons.